AUGCCGCCAGUUAGUAAAUUGAAUUUGGGUGACUGUCGUUUUUACGAACAGAAAUACCCAGAACCCGAGGAUCUCGUCAUGGUUAAAGUCAACAGAAUCGAAGCUCAAGGAGUUUAUGUAUCAUUAUUGGAAUAUGAUGAUCGCGAAGGAUUAAUUUUACUGAAUGAAUUAAGUAAGAGAAGGUAUCGUAGUAUAAACAAAUUGGUCAAGAUUGGAAGACAUGAAGUAGUUUUGGUGCUUAGAGUUGACCCCUUAAAGGGAUACAUUGAUUUAUCGAAGAGAAGAGUAACUCCAGAGGAUAUAAUUAAAUGUGAAGAGAGGUUUUCAAAAUCUAAAAAAGUACAUCAAACUGUCAGACACAUUGCACAAAAGCAUGGAAUAUCAGUUGAGGAGUUAAAUAGGGAAUGUAUUUGGCCACUGUAUAAAUCAUAUCCACAUGCUCUUGAUGCACUCAAGGAAGCUGCCGCUAAUAAAGAUAAUGUAUUUAAGAAUAUAUCAAUAUCACAAGAAGUUAUUGAUUCCCUUUUGCAAGAUAUACAAUUACGACUUGUCCCCCAAGCCCUUAAACUCAAAUGUAGUAUUGAUGUAUGGUGUUUUGGACCCGAAGGGAUUAACGCAGUUAAAAUGUCACUUGGUAAAGCCAAACUAUUAGACCCACAGAUUUCAAUAAGAUUAAUUGCUCCACCACAAUAUGAAAUUUUAACAUCUUGUUUCGAUAAGGAAGCCGGUCUGGCACUAAUGAAUCAGACGUUGGAAGUUAUUGAGAAGAAUAUAAAAUCAUUUAUUGGAGGAGACUUUAAGCAGAAGUGCGAUGUGGUGGUAAUUGGAGACGAUGAAAAGCAUCUAGAGGACCUUCUAGAGCUCCAUGAAACCACAGACGAGGAAGAUGAAGGGGAUGAGGAGGAAGAAGAGGAAGAAGAUGAGGGAAUGGGAAGAGUAGACGAGUCAAUGCUACCACCAAACCUCUCUAACGAAAUGGAAGAGGAAGAAGAAUCCGACGAAUAA
Theileria annulata is the source of this 1005-nucleotide messenger RNA. RefSeq names its product eukaryotic translation initiation factor 2 alpha subunit, putative. The record is from RefSeq and is a predicted model, not a curated record. Bases 1 to 1005 code for a protein of 334 amino acids. Gene Ontology annotation, cellular component: multi-eIF complex; eukaryotic 48S preinitiation complex; eukaryotic translation initiation factor 2B complex. Gene Ontology annotation, molecular function: RNA binding; translation initiation factor activity; ribosome binding. Lineage: Eukaryota; Apicomplexa; Aconoidasida; Piroplasmida; Theileriidae. The transcript has 7 exons.